Molecule: messenger RNA, 2719 nt
Organism: Sarcophilus harrisii (Tasmanian devil)
Lineage: Eukaryota; Metazoa; Chordata; Mammalia; Dasyuromorphia; Dasyuridae
Gene: BECN1
Product: beclin 1
Exons: 12
Coding region: 164-1510 (448 amino acids)
Biological process (GO): autophagy; cellular response to nitrogen starvation; autophagosome assembly
Cellular component (GO): phosphatidylinositol 3-kinase complex, class III, type II; phagophore assembly site; phosphatidylinositol 3-kinase complex, class III, type I
Source: RefSeq, a predicted model, not a curated record
GUCCCGCCCAGUGAACCGGGAAGUAGGAGAGGGCCGAGAUCUGGGCUGUGGGCGAUGGGGCUCGGGGAGACGGGAAUCCUGGAGCGAGCCGGAGGUGUGAGGGUGCCACCGCGGUAGGCCUUACUCGGCCUGGCCUGGGCAGCGGAUUCUGGAGCGUAGAGGGAUGGAGGGGUCGAAGUCAUCGAGCAGCACCAUGCAGGUGAGCUUCGUGUGCCAGCGCUGCAGCCAGCCCCUGAAACUGGACACGUCCUUCAAGAUCCUAGACCAAGUCACCAUCCGGGAGCUCACAGCUCCACUACUCACCACAGCUCAGACAAAGCCUGGAGAGACCCAGGAGGAAGAAACUAACUCAGGAGAGGAGCCAUUUGCUGAAACUCGUCAGGAUGGUGUCUCCCGAAGAUACAUCCCUCCAGCCAGGAUGAUGUCCACAGAAAGUGCCAACAGCUUCACUCUGAUUGGGGAGGCAUCCGAUGGAGGUACCAUGGAGAACCUCAGCCGAAGACUAAAGGUCACUGGAGACCUUUUUGAUAUCAUGUCAGGCCAGACAGAUGUGGAUCACCCUUUGUGUGAGGAAUGUACAGAUACCCUGUUGGAUCAGUUGGACACCCAGCUCAACAUUACAGAAAAUGAAUGUCAGAACUACAAGCGAUGUUUGGAGAUCUUGGAGCAAAUGAAUGAAGAUGAUGAGGAGAAGUUGAAGUUGGAGUUGAAAGAGUUGGCACUCGAGGAAGAGAGGCUGAUCCAAGAACUGGAAGAUGUAGAAAAGAACCGAAAAAUUGUGGCAGAAAAUCUUGAGAAAGUCCAGGCAGAGACUGAGCGGCUAGAUCAGGAGGAAGCUCAAUACCAGAAGGAAUAUAGUGAAUUUAAACGACAACAGUUGGAGCUAGAUGAUGAGCUAAAGAGUGUGGACAACCAGAUGCGUUAUGCUCAGAUUCAACUGGACAAACUGAAGAAAACAAAUGUUUUUAAUGCAACAUUUCACAUCUGGCAUAGUGGACAGUUUGGCACAAUUAAUAACUUUAGGCUUGGGCGGCUCCCUAGUGUCCCUGUGGAGUGGAAUGAGAUCAAUGCUGCAUGGGGACAGACAGUGUUGUUGCUCCAUGCCCUAGCCAACAAAAUGGGCCUGAAAUUUCAGAGGUAUCGCCUUGUUCCUUAUGGAAAUCACUCAUAUCUGGAGUCCCUUACAGACAAAUCCAAGGAGCUGCCAUUAUACUGUUCUGGAGGUUUGCGGUUUUUCUGGGACAACAAGUUUGAUCACGCAAUGGUAGCUUUCCUGGAUUGUGUGCAGCAGUUCAAAGAAGAGGUGGAGAAAGGCGAGACACGCUUCUGUCUACCUUACAGGAUGGAUGUGGAGAAAGGUAAGAUUGAAGACACAGGAGGCAGUGGCGGCUCCUAUUCCAUCAAAACCCAGUUCAACUCUGAGGAACAGUGGACAAAGGCACUCAAGUUUAUGUUGACAAAUUUGAAGUGGGGUCUUGCUUGGGUCUCUUCACAAUUUUAUAACAAAUGACUUUUUCUUUUUUUCCUCCAUGAGAGUGAGGGAGUCUUCUGCCUUAAUGGCUUUGGAAUGUUUUAUUGGCAGAAAUGUUAUAAACUCAUUUAAUAUUAAACAGUACAACAUGUUUACAUUUCCAAAAAGGAAAAUCCACAAAGCCACUUUAUUUUAAAAGAAUAACGUUCUAUUGCAGUAGUGUCCAGAGCAGUAACAAUAAGUAGAACUCUCCAUUAGUCCAUUUCACAACUUUCUAAUGGUCUUCAAAACAAAAUAAGCUUGCUUAAAAUUAAAAGAUGGAUAAAAAGCCUAAGUUGAGUGAUUAUCAGUGGAUUUUCUUUCUCUUAAUUAUAUUCAUAUUCAGCAUAGUUUUUUAAAUAUGAACAUCUAUUAAGAGGAGUGAAAUGUCUGUAACGUUAAGUAACAUGGGAAAAUGUCACAUAAGCUUUUGCCCAGAGGCCACAUGAUGUGAUUGAAAGCUUGAAACUUAAUUCUUUUUCAAAGUUUAGUGCUUAUUGUCUAUCUGCUCUGUGCCAAUAAACACAAGGCAGAAGAGAGAGACAUGGAACAGACUUUAAUAAUGUUUGGGGCAUUAUGAAGAUAUAUAAUUAUUAUUAAUAAAAGAUUUGCUGCAGUCUGUUACUGUGCUGAGGCGCACUGGUUGUUUAAAAUAAAAACAUACUAUCCUAUAAUAAAAUACUUGGUAUUCUAGAAAAACCAAAUGCAUGUAGCUAUGUAAAAAAAGUUGGGACAUGUCGAAAAUUUUGUAUUUUUAGUCAUUUAAAGUAGACUGAAAAUAGCCAAUUCUAGAGAGCUGUUUAUUUCAGAGGAGUGGGCAAAGGUCCCAUCUUCAAAUGAGAAUGUAUUUGGACUGGGAUAUUUAGGACAAAGAAAUGUUAAUGGCCUAUAAGUCAAGGUCACCUGAGUUUGGAUUCUUUUUUCUUCCUAGUCAUAUUCGUUUUAUUUUUACCAAGAAAUCACAUCUAAAGAGGAAAUUAUAUCUGUACUGUAAAACCAAACAUUUCAGCCUACCAUUCUUCUCCCUCCUUCCCCAUUUAUUUUUACCAAGGCUGCUGCAAGUAAUAAAAUAUAUUCACAUUAACCCUUUUCCUGAAGAUUAGCAAACAGAAAUGGUAAAGUCAAACUUGCAAGACCUAAGAUUUCUGAGCUUUUUUUCUGUACUAGGUUAUGAGAUUAAAUAAAUUGGGAGUGGAAGUGGUCUUGAAC